Messenger RNA from Malaya genurostris, 1945 nucleotides. RefSeq names its product sodium-independent sulfate anion transporter-like. Bases 54 to 1844 code for a protein of 596 amino acids. Lineage: Eukaryota; Metazoa; Arthropoda; Insecta; Diptera; Culicidae. Gene Ontology annotation, biological process: transmembrane transport. Gene Ontology annotation, cellular component: membrane. Gene Ontology annotation, molecular function: secondary active sulfate transmembrane transporter activity. The transcript has 4 exons. The record is from RefSeq and is a predicted model, not a curated record.
UAAUCAGAUUACUCUGGCACUCGACCCGGUAGCCAGCAAUUGCAUCCGUCGGAAUGAAUCACGACGAAGAGGAACUGAAGGAACUUCGCUCGGAUGGCAGACGAACGGAUGCCGGUCGCAAACCGGCAACAUCAUCUUCCUGCAACUGCAGAUGCGUUCGCGAACAGUUACGACAUCGGUUUAAUAUCCUCAAUUGGAUAACAGUGUACGAUAAGGACGAUCUGAUAUCAGACUUCAUCGCUGGUGUCACGUUGGGUCUAACGAUUAUACCGCAAAGUAUUGCGUAUGCGGCAAUCGCCGGACUGCCAUCCCAGUAUGGACUGUAUGCCGCUUUCAUGGGCUCCCUGCUGUACGUCAUCUUCGGUACCGUGAAGGAAGUUUCCAUCGGACCGACCAGUCUGAUGGCCAUUCUCUCCGUUCAGUAUACGAUGGAUAAACCGAUCCAGUACAUGAUCGUGCUUGCUUUUCUUGCCGGUAUCGUGGAACUACUGAUCGGAAUGUUGAAAUUAGGCUUCCUGGUUAGCUUUAUUCCGAUUCCGGUCACUUCAGCGUUCACCUCGGCCACAUCGUUGAUUAUAGUCGGAACACAGCUGAAGCAUCUACUCGGGAUUCCUUCGAAUGCCAGGGGAUUCUUUCAGGCCAUAUACAGCUUGAGUGGAAAGUUGACCCAGUUUAGUGCCGGGGAUCUACUGCUCGGGGCUUGCGCUAUUGUGUUCCUUCUGUCACUUCGACUGCUCACCCGAAUCCCAGUGAAUGAUGAUAAACCGCAAGGAAAGUUUCUGAAAAAGUUACUUUGGUACAUUAGCUUGGCACGAAAUGCCCUGAUCGUGCUUAUCUCAUCCAUCAUCGCAUACAAAUGGAGCAAUUCCGGCGAAGAGGUUCCGUUCAAACUGUCCGGUCAUGUCGAACCAGGAAUUCCAGGCUUUGAGCUUCCGAUAUACAAUGUUCAUACGGGAAACAGAACAAUAACUUAUUUCGAAAUCGUGAAAGAUCUUGGCAGUGGCAUUAUUUUGGUUCCUUUGGUUGCAGUUCUAGCCAACGUGUCAAUCGCAAAAGCUUUCACUGCCGGAAAAAUUGUCGAUGCGUCCCAGGAAAUGAUCGCACUAGGACUGUGUAACAUCGUUGGGUCGUGCUUCAGCUCCAUGCCAACUUGUGGAGCAUUUACCAGAUCUGCCGUGAGUCAUUCCAGUGGUGUUCGAACGCCACUAGCGGGACUAUACUCCGCCAUCUUGGUCAUUUUGGCGUUAAGCCUCCUAACACCCUACUUCUAUUUCAUACCCAAGACAACGCUUGCUGCGGUUUUGAUAUGUUCCGUUAUUUUCAUGAUCGAUUUCAAGAUAGUGGACAGCUUGUGGAAAUCCUCCAAAAUGGAUACCUUAUCCUGGUUCGGUUGUUUCAGUGUUAGUCUGAUUGCCGGAGUCGAACUAGGCUUACUGUUCGGGGUCCUGAUAAGCGUUGUGGGACUGCUGAAGGUUUACGUUCGCCCUUCCAUCCAGCAGACCUCGGUGGAACAACGUGGAUUCCGGUACAUUAAACUUGCUCCCGAAAUGGGUCUGUACUUUCCGGCAGUCGAUUUUCUGCGAACCAGUGUCAUCAAAGUGGCCACCGAACAGCAGGUUCCGGUAGUGAUCGACUGCACCGCCGUCAUCGGUUUGGACCACACAUCGACGAAAGGGCUCAAGGAACUGGCCCGAGAGCUGGAUCAAGUGAAACAGAGACUUAUACUGCUCAAUCUGAAACCGUCGCUGAAGAAGCUACUGAAAGAUGCCGACAGUUCGUUUUCGUUCUGGGAGGACGAAGGAGGCCCAGUUGCAAGUAAUGCCGCUGCGGAACAUACGAUUUGAAAUAUAGGAAGCAUAGCUUCCUAGUUCUUUUGUCAAUGAAAGUCAUUAAUAAUUCUUAAUUUGUACUAGGUUAAGUAUUAGUAGUAUAGUUUUAAAGAAAA